Messenger RNA from Amorphotheca resinae ATCC 22711, 1899 nucleotides. RefSeq lists its product as hypothetical. The coding region runs from base 106 to 1704 and encodes 532 amino acids. The record is from RefSeq and is a predicted model, not a curated record. The transcript has 3 exons. NCBI's taxonomy places the organism in Eukaryota, Fungi, Ascomycota, Leotiomycetes, Helotiales, Amorphothecaceae.
UUCUCAAUGGCUUAUAUACAUCAAUCCUGCCCGCAUGCGCCUGUUUUCCGUCGUUUCGUGUCGUUGACUUUUUCCUUCUGUUGCCAAGACUAAUAGUCCUCUCCGAUGGCUAUCAAUAUCUUUGCUAUGCCCUCGUCCUCUAUCCUCCUCCUCCUCUCUAUCGCCUUUAGUAGAUCGAAUGCUUUCCCGUCGCCUCUACCGGAGAAAACUGUUGCUUACAAGGCGGACGAGUGGUCGCCGCGCCCGACCAAUAUCCCUCCAGACCCAGCGAAGCUUUUCAAGAGAAAUUCUGUGGACACGAACGUUUGUGGAUGGAUAGGUGGAAAUUCGGCGGAUGCAGCAGUUUGUCCAAGCGGCUCCUCGUGUAUACAUGACACGAUACAUGGAUAUGUAGGGUGCUGCACAACAUCAGGGCCGUGUACAGCAGGUGUUUAUUCAAGUUGUGUGGAUUAUCAUAGCAGCGGUUGGAAUUCGAAUCCAACGUGGGAGAAUAAUGGCGUUUAUACUUGCCCUGGCAGUAUGGAAUGCUAUCAAAAUACUUACCCCGGAGGCUAUUUGCAAUGGGCAUGCGGGGCUUCAUCAGAUGCCACGAGUAUUGAAACAACAUUCAGUGGCCAACCAUCAGAUUUCUUACUACAAGUUGUGUUUACGGGGGUGAACUUUGGCCCUAUGUCUGCAGCGCCAACCACAACUUCUUCAACCUCCACUUCAACAUCAUCCUCGAGUUCAGCCGCUUCCACGACUUCAGGCGGAACUUCGAGCUCAAGUUCAGCAACAUCUAGUGCAACUGGGGGUGCAAAGAAUAAGUCUGAGGUCAGCGGAGGUGUUAUUGCGGCAGCAGUAAUUCUUCCCUUGGUCUUCAUAUCAGUUAUCAUUGGGGUUAUAUAUUUCUUCUGGCGCCGAAGACAAAACGAGAAAAUUGCGCGGAGGCCUAGCUCAUUUACAGGCGCAUUCAAGAGUGUCUCACCAGAGAGCAGCCAAGAAGAGUUCACACAAGCCCCUCCAACACAGGCUCCUCCAGCACAGGCCCCUGUUCCGGACGACUUUGUCUCCCCAAUGUCCGAAAGGGCCAACAAAUCAUCACCUCCCUUGAAUCCAUAUGUGUUCUCCCCAGCGAGCGAAUACCGUGGGAUCCAAGAGCGUAUGAAUGCGAGUGCGGAUAACCCUUAUGCGGGUAACCCUUAUAUGGAUGACUCUCAUGCGGAUAACCCUUACGCGAACCCCUACGCGAUGCCAGAAGAGUCAUUUUCUUCACAGCCCAAUAACAAUGUGCGCAAUUCCGAGUUAGAAAACUUCUCCGGAGCAUAUAUGGCAGCGGUCGGCGAGAUGUCACCCCCUACUCCCCCGCAAGCCGCGCAAACGGGGAAUAGACGCGUCGCCCCUAUGGGACCCGGGCAUCUGCGCGAUAGUGAACUGGGGAUGGGAAUGGGCGUUGGUGUGAAUCCAACCAGGAGAAGAGAUAAUUCCGAUGUAUGGCCAGAAGAUCAAGCCACUGAACCCUUCCCUCUAUACGAGGCGCGCGGGUUCCGCAGCGAAAAUGUGAGGAUGGAAGGCUGGACGCCGAGGGAACUGAGACCGACAAAACGGGCGCCGAAUAGUCCGCAGAGGUACGAGCUGGUGGAUGAACCGCCUCAAGAUGGGGUACAAGUCCUCCACACCCCCGGGCAAUUGAGAGGGAAGAAGGCGAUGGGCGGCAUGUUUUAACCGGUGGCUCUUUGUGAGCGGCGCAACGGAUGGGCCUGUUAUUUGGACGAUGGGAACAUAUGCAUGCAGAAGGCGUUGAUAACCUUUUGAUGGGACGGCGACCGUACUUCGGUCCUAGACGAGUAGCUUGAUACCCUGUCUUAAUAUCUUAUUAUCUGUACAUAAGGACACAGAAGAGUAAAUGUACAUAUAUAC